AUGCUGAAUGUUGUAUCUACUUGCAACGUUCUGGGGAAUCGAAGAUCUGGGUCUGAGGGGAGUCUUACUUGGGUCCGAAAGCGACCUGGGCGGCGGCACGGCGGAGGUAAUAAAUUGUCCCAGAAGUAUGGUUGCAUGUUCCGCGCCUGUACCGUUCAGCUUGCAUCUGGUGACGCGAUGGCCCCAUUGCGGCGACCACCGGCAUCUGUUUACAAGGGAUCGGGACGGUUAUAG
Messenger RNA from Penicillium taxi, 234 nucleotides. RefSeq lists its product as uncharacterized. The record is from RefSeq and is a predicted model, not a curated record. The transcript has 2 exons. Bases 1 to 234 code for a protein of 77 amino acids. NCBI's taxonomy places the organism in Eukaryota, Fungi, Ascomycota, Eurotiomycetes, Eurotiales, Aspergillaceae.